Peronospora farinosa is the source of this 2757-nucleotide messenger RNA. The record is from the annotation of a GenBank genome assembly. Lineage: Eukaryota; Oomycota; Peronosporomycetes; Peronosporales; Peronosporaceae.
AUGGGCAGUUCUGUAGAUUCGACGCAAGUUUCAGCCGGUGUAUCCGGUAGUUACUCAACCCGUUCGGGUUUAUCGAAAAGCUGGCGUGCCGUCAAGUCGCAUACAGGUGUGUAUACAGGUGGAAAAGUCGAGCUUUUCAAUGGUCGCAUUAGCGCCGAUGCGGCGCCUCGGGCGCUCAUAGCCUGUAUGCUACACGAUGACGUAGCUAUCAUUGAUGCAGAGACUGGAGAGCUUCAACGCACAUUGCAGCAAGACGUGGAAGAAGAGGAUGCCAAAGAGUCGUUCGUGGUGUUUGCCGUGCGUCCAGGCAAGAAGAAGAACCAGCUUGUGACGGCUGGACGUAAUCUUUUGCUUCGUAUAUGGGACCUUGAUACCUUUAAAUGUGUCCGAACGAUCAAGGCUCAUGACACGCCUGUGCUGGCAAUGGGAUUUGACCCGUCGGGCACGUUACUGGCCACAGGAGGCAGCGAUCGCAUCGUAAAGGUCUUUGAUGUGGACAAGGGCUUUUGCACGCACAGUUUUCGUGGUCAUUCAGGUAUUGUGACACUCGUGCAGUUCCAUCCAGAUGCCAAACGACUUUCACUUGUGUCAGCCAGUGAUGACGCUACAGUGCGUGUUUGGGACUUGUAUACACAGAAGCAAAUGGCGUGUAUACAGGACCAUAUGAGUCUAGUGACAAGUGUUGCGUUCUCAGAAGAUGGAUACACGAUGUUAUCAGCUGGACGUGAUAAGGUCGUCAACUUUUGGGACUUGCGUGACCAGAAACUUAGCAAGACGGUAGUGGUUCAUGAAGCUGUCGAAGGACUUGUGGUCGUGCCAUUAACUUACAAGUGCGUCACGAAUGCUGCUGCUGGAAAGUCUCAGGAUACGAAAGCAAUCUACUUUUUAAUUGCUGGAGAGAAAGGUGUGCUGCGUCUAUGGCGUAGCAGCGGCAAUGCUUGUGAGACGCUGUUCACGCAAAAGUCAGACGCCUCGUCAGCAGUAACAUAUACGGAUAUGCUGCUGAGUGCUACUCGCCGUGAGGUAGUGGUCGUGUCAUCCGAGCAGAACUUUGUGAUUUUCGAUGAAAAUCUGACUCGUCGCACACAGAUUAUCGGCUUCAAUGAUGACAUUCUCAAUCUUAAGUAUAUUCCGAAGGCUGAUGCAAGCGGUGCACCUUCUGAUAUCCUGGCAGUGGCCACAAACAGCGAGCAGAUCCGUCUUUUGAACCGUAACACGCUGUCCUGCGAGCUUCUUUCAGGUCACACGGAUAUUGUCAUGGCCCUAGCGGUCUCUCCUGACGGUCGAUGGCUUGUAAGUGCCUCGAAGGAUCGAACGGCUAGGCUUUGGGAUUUGCGGCCUACUGGAGGCAAGAAGAUGGGAAAAACUUUACCGCGUUGUGUGGCGAAAUGUGCGGGUCAUACUGAGGCUCUUGGUGCCAUUGCCAUUUCGCAGCGAGCUACCAGCUUUGCCACUGGUGCUGCUUUUUUUGUGACUGGCAGCUCGGACAAGACGCUCAAGAUGUGGAGCCUUCAGCCGCUUGCUGGAUCGUAUGCUACACCUGCGAAGCCUGCACCGACAGAGCUGACAAUUUCUUCGCUUGGUGCCAUCAAGGCCCACGACAAGGACGUAAACGCACUCGCCGUGUCACCGAACGACCGCUUCAUUGCCAGCGUGUCGCAGGAUAAGCUCAUUAAGGUCUGGCACACGCAGCAGGCAGGCGCUGGCCGUCUUUUGACACUGGCUGGUGUCUGCAGAGGCCACAAACGUGGUGUCUGGGCUGUCGAGUUCUCUCCUGUGGACCAGUGUCUUGCAUCUGCCAGUGGUGACAAGACGGUAAAGGUGUGGUCCGUUAAGGAUUUUUCGUGCCUGAAGACGUUUGAGGGUCACACGGCUUCUGUACUGAACGUGCAGUUCGCCUGUGCUGGCAUGCAGAUUUUGUCUGCAGGUGCCGACGGACUUGUGAAACUGUGGACCAUCAAGAGCAACGAGUGCGAGGCCACCCUCGACAAUCACGAGGACAAGAUCUGGGCUCUUGCGGUGUCCAAGGAUAGCUCCGAAAUGGUCAGCGGUGGUGCAGACUCGACCAUCAAUCUUUGGCGCGAUUUCACGGAAGAGGAAGAGCGUGUACAGCAGGAUGAUCGUGAUGCCAAGCUAUUGAAGGAACAGGAGCUCUUCAACUGCCUUCGUAAUAACAAACUGUUGGAUGCUUUGCGGCUCGCGUUUGAGCUCAACCACCCGAACCGUAUGCUGCAAAUUCUGCGCGACCUGCUUGAAGGCCCUCGACACAAGGACCAGCCAGUGCUGCCUGGCGGCAAGCCCAUUGACCCGGACAACUUUUCUCCCGAGGAUAUUUUUGCGCCUGUGGUGCAGAGCCUAGAAGACGAGCAGCUAACGACACUUAUGAAGUGGUUGCGUGACUGGAACACAAACGCGCGCAACUCGAGUGUCUGCCAAGUGCUUAUGAGCACAAUCUUGCGUACACUGCCUCCAAGCCGUCUGAAAUCGCUGGAUGAUGUCUCCAAGACUGUGGAAGCACUUAUUGCCUACAGUGAGCGUCACUUCCAGCGCAUUGACCGUAUGCUGCAGAAGUCAUACCUCGUGGACUUUAGUGUUGUGACGAUGAAGAAUUUAUUGCCGGUUGGUGAAAGCGAGUCGGCUGUCGAAAAGACGGACAGUGACGGCGUAGCCGAGGAAGAACAUGUGAAGCCUAAGCAGAAGCCACGGAAGCGUGGCAAGGCUGCAGCUGCUGGAAAGAUCAAGAAGCAAAGAGUGUAA